This is a messenger RNA of Naegleria gruberi, 1854 nucleotides long. Its product is annotated as ARF/SAR family small GTPase. NCBI's taxonomy places the organism in Eukaryota, Heterolobosea, Eutetramitea, Acrasida, Naegleriidae. Gene Ontology annotation, biological process: vesicle-mediated transport; intracellular protein transport. Gene Ontology annotation, cellular component: cytoplasm. The record is from RefSeq and is a predicted model, not a curated record. Gene Ontology annotation, molecular function: GTP binding; protein binding; GTPase activity. Bases 1 to 1854 code for a protein of 617 amino acids. The transcript is spliced from 3 exons.
AUGAAUGAUGAUGAAUUUCUAUUGGAUUCGUGGUCACAUUGGUACUGUAAAGAAGGAAGUGGAUUGGAAGAUGGCUUUUUCAGUGACCAACACAAUGAAGUUGCUAUUCGAAAGGUCCAAAAUUCAAUGUAUUACUACUUGAUGAGAGAUGAAGAGGAUCAAUUGACAUCAGCUAACAACAACUCUCCGAAAAUUUAUCAUGAUUUGUUUAAAGUUGAGCAAUGUCAUGAUGAUUCAGAGAAUAGUUUUCUAAUUAAAAAGUUUAAUCUAUUAGAAACUAAGAAAGAAACUAUUUAUUUUACAAUUCACAUACCUGAAAUUAGAAAGAAAUUAUUGGUUUCUAGAGAAUUAAUCAUGUUGGAAAGCAAGGUUUUUGAAGCAAUGUUAAAUAUUGAAAUGGCCGAGUCGAAAUCAAACGAAAUGACUUUACAAAAUUGUGAAAAAUCGUGGUGUGAUUAUUUUGAAAUGGUGAUUGAAUUUAUUCACGUAGGAAAGUUAGGACUUUCUAAACGAUUAUUCAAUGAAAAUGAUGCAAGAAUUAUUGGAUGGAAAGAUUUAUUGGAAUUAUUGAAAAUUGCUGACGAAUAUCAAAUUGAAAGUUUAAUCAGAGCUAUUUCACGAGUUGUAAAUCAAUUCAAUGCCCUCACUAUUGGACUCAGAUGUUUGGAAUUUUCAGCUGAUUGCAAGGAUAUUAUCAUACCUAAGGUUUGCUACAUGUUGGGUUAUAAUUCAUCAUGUGUUAUUUCUGAUACAGUAUAUCGUGGAGAGAAAUUGGAAUAUGCAAAUGAUGAGGAUGAAAAGAAAUACAUGGAAAAUCCAAAAUUACUUAUUAAGUAUUAUCCAUUCCUUGAUAAUAUCAUGAUUUCAAAAAAGUUAACUCAAUUACUAUUAGCACUAUUAUAUGUACCUGUGUUAAAGAUUGUUUCAUCACUUCCAUUGGAAUUAUUUGAAGGUUUGAUAGAUUCUCCUCAUUUUUCUAAAGUGGAAGGAAACAAAAUGGCAUAUAUAGUAAUGUGGAUGCUUCAAGAUAUUGAAAAUAGAUUCAAAGAUGCAUAUGGAUUAUUGAGGAAAUAUGAUUGGAGUUUGUGUGAUUACGAAAUCCUCUACUCAUUCUGUCUCAUAUUUAUUGGAAUUAGAAAGUCAAUGCCACAAUUUGAGAGCUUGAUUGAAGAGAUACAGGAUCUGUUACACAUUUACAUGUUUAGGAAAGAACGUGUCAUACCUGAUGAGCUUUGGAAGAAAUAUCUCAUUCAAAAAAUUCCUGAAAAGGUUAAUUAUAUUAAUACAAAGCUUAGAUUCCUAUUACUUGGCCUUGAUUCAUCUGGUAAGACCACAAUUCUAAACCAAUUUAAAAGUGGAGAACCUGGAGUUACUACACCCACCAUUGGCUUCAAUGUUGAAACCUUGGAACGUGGCACUGCUGAAAUUUGCAUUUGGGAUAUUGGCGGGAAUGAAAAGAACCGAAGUCCACAAAAGGUUUGGAAACAUUACUUGAGCAAUACUGACUGCAUACUGUUCGUGCUGGAUUCGAAUGAUAGACAGAGACUUCAGGAAGCAACUGAUGACCUAAACAGAAUACUCAAAGAUGAUGAGCUCAAAAAUUGUCCUAUUCUAGUGUUUGCUAACAAACAAGAUAUAUCUACAUCUAUGAGUCGUGUUGAAUUGGUUUCACUGCUGAAAUUACAUACAUUUAGGCAAAAAUGGUAUGUUCAAUCGUGUUGUGCAAUUACUGGUCUAGGUCUAUCUGAUGGUUUGGAAUGGGCAAUUCAGACAGUUGAGAAAGCUGUGGGUUUUCCUAAACUCCUUAUCAAUCACAAAAAGUAUACCCAUUUUGGUAGAGUGUCAAAUUGGUGA